This is a messenger RNA of Entelurus aequoreus (snake pipefish), 3572 nucleotides long. Its product is annotated as progestin and adipoQ receptor family member 3-like. The transcript has 7 exons. Bases 203 to 1135 code for a protein of 310 amino acids. NCBI's taxonomy places the organism in Eukaryota, Metazoa, Chordata, Actinopteri, Syngnathiformes, Syngnathidae. Gene Ontology annotation, cellular component: membrane. The record is from RefSeq and is a predicted model, not a curated record. Gene Ontology annotation, molecular function: signaling receptor activity.
ACAAACAGGCUUUGUAAUUGUUGCCGAGGUAUUGUGUCGGUGGUGUAUUAUCGAACAAACAUGCCGCAUGUGUGCAACUAACUGGACAUGUGAAGCCACGGAGGCAUGGCUGGAUGCGCCGAACAACAAGAAGAGCGACAUUGGGACUCCUAAGAUUAAAGAUUAACGUUCCCUUUGUGGCGGUGGAGACGCUGGGCAGAAGAUGGCGUUGAAGAUGCCCAAGAAGACAGCUCACUACAUGGAGCUGGGCAGCAAGCAGCAGUGGCCAGUCCUCAGUCCACAGAGGAUCAGACUCUACACUUACCAACAAAUCCCCCUCUUCCUUCGAGAGAACCCCUUCAUCACAGACGGCUACCGAGCACACCUGCCUUCCAAACUCUGCCUGAAGAGUAUUUGUGUCAUGUCUAAUGAGACGGUGAAUAUUUGGACCCACCUGUUGGGGUUCAUUCUCUUCUUCUCCCUUGGAGUCAACGACUUCAAAUCAGUGUUGCCGGCCUCGGGAGCUAACCAGGAGGACUAUGUCAUCUACACUAUAGGACUGUUUUGCUUCCAGGUGUGCAUGUUGUGUUCUGUGGGUUAUCAUCUGUUCUCAUGCCACCGGUCAGAGAAGACCAGUCGUCGCUGGUUGGCCUUGGACUACGCAGGAAUUUGUGUUGGCAUCUUGGGAUGUUAUGUGCCUGGACUCUUUUACGCCUUCUACUGCAACCUUUUUUGGCGGCAGGUCUACCUCAUGACGGUGCUGUCCCUGCUCCUGGCAGUCUUCUGCACCCAGGUUCACCCACAUUAUCUCAGCAGGGACUGGCGCUGGAUCAGGAUGACCAUCUUCUCCUGCAUGGUUGGCAUCAGUGUGGUUCCGGCGGCCCACUGGGUGUGGCUCAAUGGGGGGUUUACCUCCUAUAUUGUUCAGCACUUCUUUCCUCGAAUGAUCAUCAUGUACCUGAUUGCUGGAUCUGCCUUCUUAUUCUACCUUACCAAGAUCCCUGAGCGCUACUUCCCUGGCCAGGUGAACUACAUCGGUGCCAGUCACCAGGUGUGGCACAUCCUGGUGGUUGUCAUGUUCUACUGGUGGCAUCAGACUGCAGUCGCCAUCAUGCAGUUCAGGCACAGCCAGGCCUGCUCCUCACAGACAAGAUGAUCAAUCAUGCAGCACAGCCAGGCCUGCUCCUCACAGACAAGAUGAUCAAUCAUGCAGCACAGCCAGGCCUGCUCCUCACAGACAAGAUGAUCAAUCAUGCAGUUCAGGCACAGCCAGGCCUGCUCCUCACAGACAAGAUCAGGGGUCCCUAAACUUUUUGACUCGGGGGCCGCAUUGGGUUAAAACUAUUUGGCCGGGGGCCGGCCGGGCUGUAUAUAUAUAUAUAUAUAUACAUUAGAUAUAUAUGUAUAUAUACUGUAUAUAUAUAUUAUAUAUAUAUAUAUAUAUAUAUAUAUAUACAUACAUAUACAUAAUAUAUAUAUAUUAUAUAUAUAUAUAUAUUAGAUAUAUAUAGCGCACUUUCGGCGUGCGCGAUGAUGUCAUGUUAUCAAUGAGAAAAUGCAUUUUCAGACACUCUAAUUUGCCUGAGCGUGUAGGAGACACCGCGAGUAGCAAGCGGUACAAAGUGGAUAAGAAAAGACAGAAAAAAAUAAUAUAUAUAUAUAUAUUUUUUUUUUAAUAUUAAUUUAUUUAUUUUUUUAUACUUGGGACUUCCCGCGGGCCUGAUUUUGGACGCCGAAUCCGUCCGGCGGGCCGUAGUUAGGUGACCCCUGGACAAGAUGGUCACUCACUGGAGCUGUUGAUCAAGUCUCACUAGCAGGCACGUAUCAACAUGGUAUCAACAUGGUAUCAACAUGGUAUCAGCGCAUGAAGACUUUCAUUAUGUACAGAAACAUGUGCUUUAUUUUGAUGGUCAUCAUCUUCUGAUGGCUGAUUGACAAGGACACACUAUUUGAUUGAAGGAAGGAAGUAGCCAUGAAGGAGACUUUUUCUACAAUGCUGCCUCAAGUGUUCACAAGCAUGAAGUGCAUGUGUUUGUUGUGGAAAAUGUGGUUGUUGUACAACAUGUGUGUGUUUGUGCAACAAUUGUGUGUUUGUGCAACAUGUGUGUGUUUGUGCAACAAUUGUGUGUUUGUGCACCAUGUGUGUGUUUGUGCAACAUGUGUGUGUUUGUGCAACAUGUGUGUGUUUGUGCAACAUGUGUGUGUUUGUGCAACAUGUGUGUGUUUGUGCAACAUGUGUGUGUUUGUGCAACAUGUGUGUGUUUGUGCAACAUGCUUCAAAUGUUUGGAGACAAAGCUUGACAGUGUGAUGAUGGGAGUCAACAUAGUAUUAACUACAUUGCUGUUAAAGGUGCUUGACAGUGGGAUGGCUGUACUGGGUGUACUGGGAGUGUACUGGGUGUACUGGGAGUGUACUGGGUGUACUGGGAGUGUACUGGGAGUGUACUGGGAGUGUACUGGCUGUACUGGGAGUGUACUGGCUGUACUGGGAGUGUACUGGCUGUACUGGGAGUGUACUGGGAGUGUACUGGGUGUACUGGGUGUACUGGGAGUGUACUGGCUGUACUGGGAGUGUACUGGGAGUGUACUGGGAGUGUACUGGGAGUGUACUGGGUGUACUGGGAGUGUACUGGGAGUGUACUGGGUGUACUGGGAGUCAACAUAGUAAUAACUACAUUGCUGUUAAAGGUGCUGCCUUCAAUGACCAUUAAGCAUGCUGCAAUGAUGUUAUUAAAAGACAAAUAUAGACAUUUCUAUCUUGAAUGAUGUUAUUAAAAGCCAAAUAUAGACAUUUCUAUAUUGAAUGAUGUUAUUAAAAGACAAAUAUAGACAUUUCUAUAUUGAAUGAUGUUAUUAAAAGACAAAUAUAGACAUGUGUACUCCUAGAUCCGCACUCUUGCUAUCAUGUGCUCACUGUUCUGAUGUUUCUGAGUACAUGUCAUUUGGAGCCUGCCUGCUUCUAAGUGCACCUUUAAUGCUGAACUGUAUUACAAAAGUGAUUACCAAUCUAUUCCCCAGUCAGAUAUUCUACUCUACUCUAUAUCUAAUGAAGGUUCUACAUGUAAAGCACAGAAAGAGAACAUUUAUUUGACUAGAAAUAAAUUGGUUAUUGAAGUUUCCAUCAUUACUACUAACAACCUGUAAUGCUUUACUAUAAAAUAUAAGUUUAUAAAAGAUAAGUUGCCAUCGUUACUACUAACAACCUGUAAUGCUUUACUAUAAAAUAUAAGUUUAUAAAAUACAAGUUUCCAUCGUUACUACUAACAACCUGUAAUGCUUUACUAUAAAAUAUAAGUUUAUAAAAGAUAAGUUGCCAUCAUUACUACUAACAACCUGUAAUGCUUUACAGAUAUGUAUGUUUCUAUUAUUGAAGCAAUUGUUUGCAUGUGAGUUGGUGCUCCUCUUGCAGGCCAGCUGUGUGUAACAUUGUCAGUCUUUGUUUGCUCUUAUUCUGACACUAAAAGAUAUACCACUCUCUUUAUUUUUGCACCACAAGGCCACUAUAAUUGUGUGCUUAUUCUGACACUAAAAGAUAUACCACUCUCUUUAUAUUUGCACCACAAGGCCACUAUAAUUGUGUGCUUAUUCUGACA